Molecule: messenger RNA, 957 nt
Organism: Lycium barbarum (goji berry)
Lineage: Eukaryota; Viridiplantae; Streptophyta; Magnoliopsida; Solanales; Solanaceae
Product: inactive protein RESTRICTED TEV MOVEMENT 1-like
Exons: 4
Coding region: 143-691 (182 amino acids)
Molecular function (GO): carbohydrate binding
Source: RefSeq, a predicted model, not a curated record
UGAAGUUGAAAGGGCUCUAAAGAAACUCAACAGUUACUUAGAGUUGAAGCACCUUAGUUACUCCUCACUCCAGUCUCUAUAUAUACACAUAACUUCAUCCUUAAAUUAACGACUACAUUUCAUAUAGCAAGAAAUUAAUAUAAUGAGUGUUAAUAUGAAUAUGAUCAAGUUUGGCCCGGCAGGAAAUAAAGGGGGGACUGCUUGGGAAGAAAAGGGGAAAGGCGAAAUUGCUAAGAUUUUUGUUUCCCGCGAUGAAAUCAGCAUUCAUUCACUUCAAUUCCUGUUCGUUGAGAAUGGCCACUUUGUUUUAUCCGACAGACAUGGUUCUGAUACAACAAGCACAUACUUCAACACAGUUGCCUUGGAUUUCCCAACAGAAUUUCUUACUUCCAUAAGAGGUUUCUACCAAUCUUCUUGCUAUGCUUCCAGUGUAUUAAGAUCAAUAACAUUUGUCACCAACAAAGAUACCUAUGGACCAUAUGGCAAAAUGGCCCCCUCAUCAACCCCUUCAUCAACCUGUAAGGAAUUCAUCUUUCAACUAGGAGUUGAUCGUUGUUUUGGUGGAUUUCACGGCACUAAAGACUAUUACAUUGAGAGUAUUGGAGUAUAUUUGAAGACCGUCACGCCCUCCAUGAUCACACCCACAAACUCUCAGGUUGAAGUGCCAAUCGAGACGAGUUUAAAUUAUUGAAUUGGUACAGACGACAAACGGUACACCCAGAUGAGUAGAAGACUUUGCUGAAGGUGUUCCAGCGGGAUUGGCGAGCUCCAUCUCAGUUCGAAGUGUUGCCGGGUCAAGUACUUAUGUCAUUGUAUUUUGUAUGUGUUAGAGACUUUGCAGACAGUGUCCUGUGAAUAGGGCGUCGAGCAGUGCGAAUCAUUUAUAUAUGUUAAAAGAGUAUGAAUUUUCAGAUGAUUCCUGUUGGUAAAAAGUGCGUAAUUGAUUGAAAGUUUUUC